Messenger RNA from Austrofundulus limnaeus, 1654 nucleotides. Its product is annotated as zona pellucida-like domain-containing protein 1. The record is from RefSeq and is a predicted model, not a curated record. Lineage: Eukaryota; Metazoa; Chordata; Actinopteri; Cyprinodontiformes; Rivulidae.
UACUCCACCAGUUUUAACAUUCAGAUUCCCAAUAAAUGACACUCUGUCUUCAAACUGCGCCAACAAAUAUGUGGUAAACUCUCAGACAGGAACCGGAGCGUUUUCUGAUUUCUCAAAUGUUCAGUCCGUCAACAUCUCUGGCGUCGUUACGGCCAUUGACCCCUCUGCAGGAACGAUCACAUAUCGUUCGCAGAUCCUGUACUACUUCUCCUGCUCCUAUCCUAUGAACUACCUGCUCAAUGACACCCAGCUCAGUGUAUCAGGUGUGAAUGUUGCCAUAAGAGACAACAAUGGUAACUUCAUCAGCACCCUGAAUAUGAAUCUGUACUGUGAUAAUGAUUACCAACGGCAAUUAGUGAUUCCACGGAUAGGACUUAACCAAAAGACCAAGAUUUAUGUAGAAGUUAAAGCUACUAAUCUAACAAGCAACUUCAACGUUCUGCUGGACAGAUGCUUCGCCACAGUAAGCCCAUCACCUGUACAUAACAGCCACUAUGACCUUUUUGUUGGGUGUAUGCGUGAACCUCAGAUUAUCAUCGAUGAAAACGGAGAUUCACAAUCGGCACGUUUCAACUUUGAGGCCUUCCGAUUUCGGGGGCAAAGAAAUCAAAUAAUUUCCACUUUCUACCUUCACUGCCAGACCAGACUCUGUGAUCCAGCCACAUGUAGCUCCCUUAAGCCCGUCUGUAAUAGAAGAAGAAAGAGAGAGACCCUAAACAACUCCUCCAGCACCUCCAGCACCACAAUCAGUUCUUAUCAAAUACUUGUCAGAGACGAUAACGGUGUGUUUCAAAAUUCAUCAUCUUUACACGUGUCAACUCAUCUUACCUACAGCCGCCCUGUGGUUGCUAUCAUCGUCUGCAUCAGCAUCGUUAUUUUUUUUAUCGUGGCUCUGGCUGCAUACUUUUACUACAGAAGGCAAAGAAGCAACUAAAAUCAUCUGAACGAGAAGGGUGACCAUUACCCAUUUCUACCUCUUCAUCAUCUACAGAGCAUCUCAAAAUAUUCAGCGUGCACAUUUAGUGGAAACGAGGGCUUAGUCAGUGUACAUUUAGCUGUUUAUUGUAAUCAGUUUUUAGUUGUAAUUAUUUUAUUUAUCUGUUACACCCACCUUUUAUGGAGACAGGCAACAAUUCCCUCUGUUUGUUAGCAAAAUACCUCAUGAACCAGCUGACAGAUUUAAAUGGAACUCUUAGAAAUUAAUCAUUAGAUGUACAUUUAUUUUUAAAGUCAACCCUAAUCGAGAUGGCUGCUGUAUGCAUAUUAUUUAAGGUUUUAGGCUGUAAGAAUAUUGAGGCAAGUUCAAAUAAAAGUUGCUUAAAGAGGAUCUAAAUCUCAUUAGUUCAAAUUUGUGUGUGGUUCUGUGGAAAGAUUAUGAACAAUAAUAUCUUACCAGAUGUAGAUGACUCGUUGAAGGACUACAGAAAUAGUGUUUGCUUAUGACCAGGCUGAUACAUCCACAGUAGGAUAUUAAUCAUUUGUAAUCUUUCCAUAGAACCCCACUGUGCAAGAUCCGAACUAUCCCUUUAAGGUGCUGGGUUUUAAAAAGUUAAAAUAAAACAACAUUGAUUGUAUUUUCAUAAAAAGUCACAAAAUACACACACCUGUGUUCAAACAAGUGUUUUCAUUCAAGUUGUGUCUCAAACUGUUUAUG